AUGCGACCGCGGAAGAGACUUGGGUACGAGGUCAAUUUUCUUUCUACCGCGGGUGGUAUGGUCGAUUAAUGUACAGUACUUACCCCGUCCUCACAGAGACACCUCUGAACAACCAAUCAGACAACGAGGUGAAGCUAAAACAGAUAAACAACGGACAAAAUCUGAGUAUUCUGCGGGGUUUGCUGUGGGCACUUAAGCUGGGAUUAUUUUCGCUAGCAAUUGCGGUGAAAUUAACCGCGAAGCGAAUCAUAAAAAUGGCAAAGUAUUGGAAAUUUUUCUUCGUUGUAGGUUCCUUUCAAUUAUGAAUAUCCUGAAGGGAGCCUCAGGCUUUGCUAAGGAAGUGAUCAGCCACAGUGUGGCUGAUAAAAAGGAUGGCGAAUCGUUAACUUCGUUUUCGUAAAUUACAUUGGGCGCAGUUAUAACAGAUCUCUGGGGUGAAAAAGUCGAGCAUGUGAAACGUGAACCACGAAACGAUCGCAAGGCUACGUACUUAAGGUUACUUCCCACCUUUGCGAGUGCUCUUCAAGAAAAAACUCGUACGUGCGCUAGUUUCACUAAAAUCCUAGCAAACUAUAUAUCAGAAGAAAGCUUAAUAACUGCAGAUUAUCACAAAAAUAUAAUUUAA
Pocillopora meandrina is the source of this 625-nucleotide messenger RNA. The record is from the annotation of a GenBank genome assembly. Lineage: Eukaryota; Metazoa; Cnidaria; Anthozoa; Scleractinia; Pocilloporidae.